GGAUUAUUACGCGACACUACAAUUCUAAGAAACCAGAGACAUUCGUACCUGGGUCGUUUGAACGGAACCCUUUCAACGCAGCUUAGACGAACUUAAAGCCGUUAAACCGUAAUUCAUCUACGUGCUGUGGGGCGAUGCUCUCAGUUAUAGUAUUUCUGUUGUGGAUAAGGCCAGUAAUUCUAAAGGAAGGUAAACUUAUUUCCUCUUAUGUUACGCCCGAUUUUCACGCCGGCCAGACUUUUAACUAAGAGCGAACGUGAUCAACGUACAAGCAAGGUUUCGCUGUCCUUUUCAAUUUGAAACGGCUCAGCCCUUUUUCGUCUCCUUCUACCUGGCUCAGCCGAGAAUUUUAACUUUAGCAAGGCUUUAAUUUGAAAUACUCUAGUGCUGAACCUACCGAAUCAGUUAAAUUAAGUAACUUAAUAAUCAGAAUUUUUUACAUUUAGUCCACUGUAAAAGGUUAGGCGUCAGAAACGGGCCAAAUACAUAACCACUGACCAUUGAUACAAGCGAAUUCUCUUGUUGCUAUUUAAUACCAAGGCAAGCUCAAUCCAAUAUAUCGAUACACGUUCAAACACCUCUUUUGCCAAUGUGACUCUCAGGUAUAACGCCAGUAUGAAGGCUGCUCUUUGCCCCUCUCAGUCCAAAGAGCAUAAAUUCUUGUUAGGAUUGUCCAGUACUCGUUUCUAAAUGUAUAAAAGCUCCAUUGUUCAGCUGCCACGGGGACAUCUAAAGCGACCGUCAAGUUUACCAAGAAAAGAAAACAAAGACGCGGCCAGAGUGUUUUUUCCGUAGCAUUGCGUUACAAUACUACUUUUAAAAGCGGCCGACCGACCAGUGAAGCAUGAAAGGGCAUUGACGUGAAGCAGGCUUUAUAUUUACCAAGAGAGCAGAAAACGUCCACGUCGCCGGAACGAGAGCUAAAUGAUACCAUCCCAUCUCAUUCGAGGGAUUUCCACCGACAGUAUCAAUUGUGCAUGCCUUUGGGUGUCUGUUUGUUCUUUAGGGAGUUUUUGGCAGGUUACGGACUUUCACUAUGACAAGACCUACCUGAAGCCCACAGACCAGAACAAGAUCUGCAAUUCCCAGACUCCGAACACCGUAAAGCCCAGUAGAGCGGGAAGAUGGGGGAACUAUUUGUGUGAUUCACCAUGGAGGCUUAUUAACUCUACAGUGUUCGCCAUGAGGGAUAUCGAGCCCAAUCCUGACUUUAUUAUUUGGACUGGGUAAGAUUUCAUUCCGUUGUCCCCCCCAAAAACAGAAAGAAAAAAAAUUGACAAAGAAAAGAAAAAGGAAGCCUUGUACUUUAUUCCAGAUUUGCGCAAGGUUACAGAACCAUCAACAUUUUCUUUAAAAGUGGCCUGCACUUGUGGAGUAAGGUACAGCAAGAGAGAAUUAGCACAGUAGUUCACUGUAGUGUGUUUGUCAGCGAUAGGCCUUUAAAUCUUGGCUAUGCCAUCUUGCCAUUUCGUUCCAAAAAGAAUUGUUUCCAUGGGGCACGUAUGGGUAGGGUAACUCUGUCUUUGUGGAGUGUAGCAAUACUCAUGGGUGCUUCUUGUUAGCUAGAGAAAUUAGGGAGACCCGCGGCUACUUGUACGAGAGAAGAGAAGUCUGAAGGAGUUACGGAAAAGAUAACAGGGUACAUAGCGAAGGUGGUUAGACAAGUCCCUUUUUUUAAUCCAAGCAUUUCAAGCUCUUAUAUAGCACAAGGACUUCGUACUUCGAGAGGUAAAGAUGUGGUUAAGUUCUGCGGACCAUGCCCAGUCCUUGUGUCAAGUUGUGUGGCGUUUUCCAAAGGCCUUCACAGUUAUGCAUUUCAGAAAGUUUUUCGGUCACUGUUCGCUAGGACUAUGUACUCCGAAAUGAAAAAGCAGCGGGNAGCACAAGGACUUCGUACUUCGAGAGGUAAAGAUGUGGUUAAGUUCUGCGGACCAUGCCCAGUCCUUGUGUCAAGUUGUGUGGCGUUUUCCAAAGGCCUUCACAGUUAUGCAUUUCAGAAAGUUUUUCGGUCACUGUUCGCUAGGACUAUGUACUCCGAAAUGAAAAAGCAGCGGGGAAUAAUGACGGUCUAGGUUGUAGGUACCUUCUGAACAUUUAUACCAUUCUGUUACAGGGAUGACAUGCCUCAUGUGGCAAACAGUGAACUAAGCACCGAAGAAGUGAUAGAAACAGUCCAGAACUUAACAGACUUGUUGUUCACUGUUUUUCCAAAGACGAAGGUUUACCCCGCCUUGGGUAACCAUGACUACCACCCUAAACACUUGAUGCCACCAACACCGAAUGACAUUUACACGGCUGUGGGAAAACUGUGGAGUCGGUGGCUUCCUCUGGAUGCAGUUAAUACUUUUGAAAGAGGUGCAUUUUGUUUUAAAAAAGUAGUUAUUAUUUCAUCAGUUCAUUAUUAUGUUUGAUAUUUCAUAUUCCCAUAGCCCCCAACUCAAGCAACAAAUGGACUGAGAAGAAAGUUAUUUCAUCUAUGGACCGAGCUGUAAGCAGUUGCUGGCGCUACUCUCCCGAGUCAUAUUGAUUAUUUCUAUUGUGAUUUCAGGCGGAUAUUACACAGUUCUUAUUAAAUUUGGCCUACGCCUUGUCAGCCUGAAUACUGUCUACUACUACACAAAUAACAGACUUACUCAAAAUUUGGAAGAUCCCGCGGGUCAGUUUGUGUGGCUAGAUGCCGUGCUGACAAAUGCUUCAGUGGCCAAAGAAAAGGUACCGUUUAUUAAACCACUACUGAUAUAUCAAUUUACAGGCCUUUACUGAGUAACGAAGCUGUAUGGAUUCUUUCUAGUGUUUCGGGUCCUGGAGCGGGCAGGGAAAUGGGGAAAUGGCCAGCAGAAGUCUUUUAUAUCACAUUGGAAAGUAUAUUCGCUCGCCUUGUGCGAAAAUCCUAUUGGAAAAUUUGGCAAGAGUAUUUGGUCUGGGAACUAAUAUCAAACUUUCCAUUGAGUUUUUCACCACAAUAUCAAACAGUUCAAAAUUUAUCAUUACAUAAUCAACAGAGUAGCGUCGAGCCUUCCUAAGUUAGUUUUGAUCAGUGAGCCUGCUGUUGCUUCCCAGGUUUUCAUUAUAGGUCAUGUUCCACCUGGAGUCUUCGAGAGAGCACCCGGGAAAAAAUGGUUUUACCCGCAGUUCAACAAGAAAUACAUCGAUGUCAUUCUAAAACACGCCGACGUUAUCACCGGUCAUUUCCUAGCUCAUCAACACUGUGACAGCUUCAAAGUUUUCUACGAAAAAGGUAUCAGUGAAUCUUCUUUUGUAAGACGUAAACACUUCCAAAGGCGUUUUUGGAUAACGGCAGUCAAGUAGUAGCCUAAAAUUUCCAUAGGAUAGAAGCUUACAACAACAUGAACAACUACGAAAGGGAUUAUUAUUCUUAAAAGCUCGGCAACAAGUAGUCCAAUACAAUAGUGGACAAACCCUCGGCCUAACAGCUCUCCCUUAUCCACCCUACGAUACAAUAUUGGAAUACAGGAAAAAUUGUGGAUACAUGUGUUCAACGUAGUGUGUGGGGUGAGGGAAAAAGCUGCGCAUGUACAGUUUAGAAACGCCGCAAAUACAAAUUUGUGCCAAGAUUUUUGUCCAUGAUUUUAUGAAACAAGGUUUAGUUUGACAUGAAAGCUGCGGCGUUUCUGCACCAGUUCCUUUAUCAGGAUAUUUAUUAUUCAACUGUUUUCUUCGAGAACAGAAAGACUGAAAAACAAUCAUUCAAAGAGAAAAAUAAAUUUGUCCGGUUAAAAUCAUAAAAGUGAAUACAUCUUUUACGUUUUUCCAUCGCUUUCUCGAGAUUGACCAUGCUGCUGUGUAAAUUGUGUCUGUUCCGAGAUUGCGACAGAUUUGAAUCACGGAGAUGGACGAAACUGCUUAAAUUUCCCUGGCUCAAAACUGUUUCCUUUGUGUGCGAGAUUUUAAUCAUGAUCUUAGGUCUGGAUCUGCUUUUUAGGCAAAUAUUAACUAGAACAAAACUGAGCCUAAAUCAACACAGAUCAGUUCCUUGGCAGCCAUUAUACUUGGAACUGGGCGCGUUCUAUUGCCAGUGACCGUUUCUAAAAUAACAGAGAGUAUAGCAUUAACUGUAAAAAACCUUGUUUGGGUGUUUGUUGCAUCGUCAUAAUUUCUCCCUUCGUCUUCAUAUCGCUACACGCAAUGAAUGUUAGGUUUUUAUUCAAAAUGCAAAUAAAAUUUGAACCCCCUUUUAAUUUUUGUUCAUCAAACCAUUGCCUUUCUCAUUUAAAAUUUCUCUACAUGGUUUCACAUCAGUUUAGUUCUUUAGAAGUAAUUUUUCUCCAAUUUGCUUUAAAGUAAGUUGUCGGUUAAAUUCAUGUCAAUAGCUAAAUUGAAAACCGUUAAUUCACUCUAACAAACGAUAGUUAUAAACUCCAUUGUAACGACAACGAUCAAACGUUUGCUAAAGCAAAUUGUUUAUUUUUUUCAGGAAUUAAAUCCGGAGUUAUUAAGGUAUAGGUGUGUGUAGGAAACCGUUUUGGUCCCUUGGAUGUUCCAUCCAUCAAUACUAGGUAAAAUAUACAUGUUGAUGUAUGAAGUCCUUUCACGUUAGUAAAACCGUGAAUUCGAAAACCAUGUCAGUAGAUUACACUGACGUUUGACAGAAUUCGUACGGAAGCGGCAAAGUAGACUGGUAAUUGGAGUCCUGACAGUGCUAUUGUUGUCUGCAUUGUGUUAGUAACAGGUGGAAAUCUGACCCUCCAAUCAAAUCGUCUUUUGAGUAAAACAUCGAAGAAGAACCAAAGAGAAUGUAGUUUGCAAGGCAAUACAUAAUUUCUUAAAGAUUUAUCUCAAAUAUUUAAAAUACUUUUUACCCAUUCGUAAUGAACCAAACAUUUGUUGGUUUGUGAAGUGUGGAAAAGUGUUGAAAGCCAACUUUUGCCACAAAAGGAACUGAUCAUCACCAGCUUUCAUUUCAAUGUACGCCAUCAGGUAGCCUGCUAUUUUACAUAUCCGUCAGUGAUAACGCUGAGACAUUAACCUGGAAUAUCACCAUUUUUUUACGAAGAAGAGCUUCGACUGAAUAAUCUGGGAAUAAAGAGCUUAGCAAAUAUCCUGACACUACAAAUUAAAACUGUAUCACUAGUAAUCUGAAGUGAUUAAGAUGAUGUUGAAGGUUCAUGAAAAAUAUUGGUUCGAAGAAAGUAAAAUCGCUAAAAGUUUGGGUUCUUUAAGAUCCUGACAAGUACGGAGCACAAUCUUCAUUACAAACAAGUAUUCUGAAUGGUAACUGUAGGUUAUCACUCGUCCUUGAUUUUCAAAAUCAUCAUCUGAGGAAUAUUUGAUUACUGCAAAAAAGACAAAUCACUUUUAAAGAAAGCCUGUAAAUCAAUCACUAGAGCCUGACUUCUUGUUCAACACCCUUUAUGCUUCAACAUGAUUUCCAGCUUGUACAACACGGUUAGAAAGCAUUAGAUAUGCCGGAACAAAAGAACCUGAAACAAAUCAGAAAAUACUUGCAUCUCAAAUGCACUAAUGGUGAUUACAUGGUCCUGUAUUUUAAUUUAAAAUAGUCGAAAAGGAUUAUGUUUGCAACUCAUGGGGAGGCAAAGUGUGCAGGUGUAUGAGAUAAUGUGUGCAAAUGGAUCAGGUCAGUCAAAAUUUUGAUAAACGCAGGAGCUGCAGCCCACGAGUCUUUGCCAAUCACCUAACUGCUCUUCACUAUCAGACGUCUUACCCUACUAAUGACACAUUUACCUCUUCUCAUCCGUUUCCUGGAUGGGAAGCAUUGAAUUGUGGAACAAAAAGUGAUCCGACUCAAUGCUCUUUUUUAGGAGAGCACAAAGAAGCUGUUAAUUACAUUAUUUUAGGGAAGUUAUUCCACAACAGUCGCCCAUUUCCCCAACAAUAUGGCGGCAAAAGACCUUUGACGUUUUCGGAAGUAAAGUGUGACGACGAGGAGAAAGAUAAGCUUCAAAUUAAGUUUAAAGUUCUGUAUGUAUUGUUCUGACUGAUAAGACCUUCACUCAGCGCCUAAUAUAGUCAAACAGUUUUGCAAGAUCACACCAAACAUUUUCGCUGUCAUUUCAUCAUGAACAAUAUCGACCCUGGCGACGCCAGCGUAGAUGUUCUGGCUGUGUUACAAGAGCAGCUUGAAGCCAGAAGCAAAGUGACGGUUGCGAUCGAAAGUACAGUCAUAAUAGCCAUCGAUAUUGCCGCUCUUCUGGGAAAUUCACUUCUUUGCUUAAUCGUCUCUCGCAACUCCAGACUUCACAAUUCCACAACCAUGCUGAUCGUCGCGCUUGCCAUCACAGACCUAUUAACAGCAACAACAGUAAUGCCGUUAACAAUCGACGCCGUCAUUAACAGCAAGAGGCGCUUCAGUGACGCCAUCUGCAAAGCGCACGCUUUUGCAAUGACCGUACUUGCCCAAGUGUCCAUCUAUCUGAUGGCCUUAACAGCCUUCAAUAGGUAUGUGUGCAUCAAAAGGCGAAACCUUUACAGGCAGAUUUUCACCAAAAAGCGCACUUUGCUCAUCAUCGUCACCGUAGGCGUUAUCGCCCUGCUGAUCAAUGUUCUUCCCAACGCCCUGUCUUUGGAUGACUUCUUCUUUUGCCCAGGGUACCUGCUAUGUUGGAGGCGAAUGAUGAAACCCGCAGCUAUCUAUACUUUCAACGCCUGGCUCUAUGGCUCCUUUAUCAUCUCGUACGUGGUGAUCGUUGUCUGCUACUGGAAAGUGUUCCGAGCAGUGGAGGAGCACAAUGCUGCCGUUGCACCAAAUCUGAAUCAAGGCAACCGUAACAGUCAGGAGGGGAGCCGCACUGAAGAGGUGUCCGUGGCCAGGGCAGUGGCAACCAUCGUGCUUUCAUUCACUUUGUGCUGGAUCCCAGCAGAAGUGAUGGACACCAUGGAUAAAAUCAACCCUCUUCUUCUUCCUAGACAGGUGGGUACCUUUACAUUUUUUGCCGAUUUCAACGAAAUUACUGCAGUUACGAAUCAACUCAGUCGCGCGGGCGUUAAGGAGUUCAACAGGGAACCUCAACUAAAUAAAAUGAAUAAAUAAAUGAUAUAUAAGGCUAGUUGCUAAUUUCAUUUCUCAUUCAUUUUUCAUUUCAGGUUUUCCUGGUUGCCACUUGUCUGUGGUAUAUGAGCAGUGCGAUCAACCCAAUCAUAUAUGGUGUCAUGAACAGUACCUUUAGAGCUGAGUACAAGAAGGUGUUUUCCAUCAUCACCAACUCUUCCUCUGUGAGAGUGUCGCCUCCUAACAGUGCACUGGGUCCAAAUGGUCAAGAGAUGAACAAUUACGAAAAUACCACUUAAAACAGAAUACAAUUAACAUUAACGUUAACGACGCUUUCUGUUCUGAGGGUUGCAGUUAACAUAUACUAAUUACAGACAACGAGAAAGCAUUUAGUAAUUGCCCGUGACUAAGAUACAAAUUUGAUCGCAACUGUAUAAAGGUUAUUAAAAGUCAAUAGGUCAAAAAGCUGUAAGGAAGUUUCCAGACCCGGCUUUUAACGUUUACUGUGAUCUUUUAAACUCGACAUGAAAUAGUGUUUUGGCCCUUUUAGCUAUCAGUUAUCGAAAUGGUAAGGGUAUCCUGCUGAUCUGAGUGUAACCUAAAAUUAACCAAAUGAAUGGAAAUUUCAUUGUCCCAAAUAGAAACUAACACUGUUUCCUCUCCUGGCGAGGUAGCUAUGUUUAUUUCUGGUUAUUCCGCUGCUGUAACGAGCAUUUUAAAAGAAAUGUCAAAUCUUGUGCAAACGUUUCACAAUUCCUGAUUUACCCUUUCUACAUAUUUUUUUGUAAAUACUCACUAUCCUUCGUCGUUCGCCUGAUUUAUCCCGCCAUCCUUUUCGAACGCCAUUGCUACGCAAGCUUAUGUAAGUACUUUGCAACAUGUACGCCAUAUUGUAAAACAAAACUCAUGUUUAUGGAAAACGACGUCCUAUACAAGUUUAGGGCAGAUAAAGACUUAUUAUAUAAAUACCAUGUGAUUUUUGUGUGUGACGAGUAGAAGGAAAACUUUUAAAGCGACACAAAUUGACGAUUGGCUUUUCGCAUACACAUGAUUCAAAAUGUAUUUGUUAACUAUUAGAGUACCGGUACUCCAAUAAUUAUGUAACAGUCCACCGGCAUUGUUAUUCGUUUUGUUUUAUUUAAUUUUUUUAUUGAUUGAAAAAUUAUGAUCAAACAUAGCCGGCUCAUUUUCAUCUAAAUUAACUGCAUGGAGUAUAUAACUAUAUAUUCUUAAUGAAAUGUGAUGUUUCUUAAACUUGUGUCAGUAAAAUAAAAACCAAUGAAACAGUCACAAAUGAUGUUUUUUUUAAUCGCUUGUCUGUUAUCUUUGAUCAUUUUUUCCAAGUUUUCGGCGGGACAGAAAGUAGAAGCAAAUUACUCGAGGGUGAGGGGAGUUAGAAUUACAAAUGGCAGGACAAAGGCGGAACAACUGCAGAGUGCAUGAAAAAGGACUUUUGGCGGCAGGGCAAACAGCGAAAAUAACAAAAGUCAUUAAAUUUAAAAACUGUUAUGCCCAAAAAGGCAUUCAAGAAACUAAAAAUGAGGAACGCGGGCUCAGCUGUCAGUUUUCCCAAAAGACAUUGAAAACGAUGCUUAUGCAAAGAUUUUGUGUGCAAACAAGGUGUAUUAUGGUCCCUUUGAUUUAAAUCAGCUAUGUUCAUAUUUAGCUGCUUUGUUUAGUUUUCAGGCUCUAACUAAUCCAUACUUACAUGCCCAUUAUUAUCAAAUAACACAUCUGGCACACUCAGGCGAGAUUUUUACUGUGAGAUGGAGACUGAGGCCAAGAAUUGAAACUCCUUCAGCAAGUGGUCAGAACAACACGAGAACCGCCCCGCCACCCUCUUAAAUAGUUUUGGGUCCACCCCAAAAAUUUCAGCUAACGUUGUCGUUUAUAAGGGCCUCGAACCAAUGCGACAGGUCCCCAAGAUCAUAGCUUCAAGUCCUUAACUAUCAGCGCCAUAGAACGGAAUGAAACGCCAUUAACGUUUAUCUCCGUGAUUUUAUAACAGAAGAGUUGCUUCACAGCUGAGUUUGGUAACUGUUUAUCUUGUGUUAGGGUUAGGGUUAUGCAUGCAUUUAAAUUGAUGUGAUGUGUUUUUAUACAUAGUUUUCCUUGAAUUGUUCUUCAGGCGUUCCACGUAGUUCUAUAUUCUUGUGUCCAGCGGUAACUCCUUGGAAGACAGUGCUCCCGACCGUAGGCUACAACAAUCCUGGCAUUCGUCUCUACAGAUAUGAAAGAAAUACUUCACAAGUUCAGGUAAAACACAGGGGUCUUUCUUACUAGUAUGACUUAAGUUUUAUCCUUUUUUUCUCAGCGCUUCAUUUGAUGUUUCUGUAGAAAUACAAUAUACAAAUAUGCAGAGCACGUGGGAUUUUGCCAGUGUAUACGAAAAACACUUUAAUCCUUUCGUCCUGGGCAGGCUUAUGACUGGAAAAAAAAGUAGAAAAAAUUAAACCCUGAGUUAAAAAUAACUCUUUGAGAUGCGUUUAUUUUCACGUGGACUUAAACAAUUGAGGGUUCCGCCCAAGAGUUAAAUGCUUCAUUAAAAUUACAAAGUGAGGAGCUGCGGGUUAUAGAGGAAAACAGACUCAUUAAUUAUUUCAUGGUUUUUGUUGAACAGGAUAUUUGGCAAUACUUCACAAACCUGACGCAAGCCAACCUGAUGAACAAACCUGAAUGGCUGAUUGAAUACAAAGCGACUGAGGCGUUCAACAUUCCCGAUGUGAGCCCGCAGUCUCUUCACUCUUUGGUACAAAAGUUUGAGUCCCAGGAUAGCGCUUACUUUCAAAAAUACUUUCUGUACAACUCUGUUAGUGCUGGGGCAGAAAUCUGUGACGAAAAGUGCAAAACUGCACAAAUUUGUGGCAUCACCAAAGUUGAUUUUAGAGAGUAUGAUGAUUGCCUUAAAUCUACUGAUGCUCCUCACAGGCAGAGCAGUAUUGUUAUUGUAUUUGGAGUGUUUCUCAUCAUGUCUUUGUUACUAGAAUAAAGUAAUUGGCUAAUGAUUGCUGUGAUUUGUAAACGGAGGUGAUUUGAAGAUAAAACUAUCGAAAAGUCUCACUUUUACCUUCACUACUCAACCGGACAAACAUAAACGAGUGAUAUUAUCCGGGGGCAUUGGCCAGCUGAGCCAUCGUGCCGUUUAUUAUCAUUAAACAUGUAUACAAAUCCCUACUGCAAUUUAGGAAAAAGUAAAUGCGCCAAAGCUAAACACGAAUACCCCUAAAAACCAGCAGGUAAAUAAAGGGAUUUUGUACCCACAACCAAGGCAAUGGCUCCACCCUUAGUGUUUUAGGAUAUCUUAUUUCAAAGUACCCAACACCAUAAUCUCUUUAUUAUGCUAACACAAGUGAAUAAGAGGCUACUACACAAAACGAACGAAUGUACAUAUGUACAUAGUAAAUCGACUUGCUGUCAGUUACUCGCUCGAGAAGGUUUGAAAACAGGUUUAGGUGGGUUAGCUCCAUAAACCAGGCUAGUCUGGCCAAUUAAAGUUGACUAGUUAGACUUGUGUGGUUACCUGCAUUUUUAGCCAGAAACAAAGCCUGAGCAACAGAGCCACAUAAGCUGCUGUUAAUUUUAUUGAUGCAUAAACUAUUCACUAUUUAUUUAGUAAUUACAUUUCACUAUCUGUUUAUAUCUAUCUAGACAUUAUUACAUAUUGCAUAGCAACC
Molecule: messenger RNA, 10641 nt
Organism: Porites evermanni
Lineage: Eukaryota; Metazoa; Cnidaria; Anthozoa; Scleractinia; Poritidae
Source: the annotation of a GenBank genome assembly